Messenger RNA from Ostreococcus lucimarinus CCE9901, 1643 nucleotides. RefSeq lists its product with no specific name. The transcript has a single exon. The record is from RefSeq and is a predicted model, not a curated record. Bases 9 to 1598 code for a protein of 529 amino acids. Lineage: Eukaryota; Viridiplantae; Chlorophyta; Mamiellophyceae; Mamiellales; Bathycoccaceae.
CGCGCGCGAUGGAGUCGAAGCCGCUGCUCGACGUCGUCACCGUGCGUGACGACAGCGAUGACGGAUCGAUCGAUCACGCGCACGUCGCGCCGUCGCGCGCGAUCCGUCGACGGACGAAGUGCGUCGCCUUUGCGUGCGUGACCCUGCUCUUGAGUGCGUUCGUCUUCCUGAUGGCGCACGACGCGGUGCGAUCGGAAUCGUUAGGGCGCACGAACUCGGUGGCGUGGUUCAAAACGAUGCUCUCUGGCGCUCCGUCGACGGAUGUCGAAGCUGGGGGCGAUGGAAACGCGAGCACAGCGCAAGGAAAGGGUGCGGCGCUCGGUCAAUCGAGGGUGUUGACGCCGACGAAGGCGUUGACGAGGCAGAUGGUGUUGGUAGAGGAGACGCGGAACGUGCCGAUGAAGGAUAGAUCGGUCGUCGAAGUAACGCGAUCAUACGAUGGUCGCCGAGUGCGAGUGCCAACGUUUUUGGAAAAGUGGGCGACGGCGCCGUUUUGGGAAGACAACGCGUACCUCAACGUGCACGAGAGUCCGAAUUCAGAGACGGGAAAGCUUUUCGUCAGUGGACACUCGACGGAUAUGGGGAAAUACGCCAACGUGUGGUUGGCGUCGGCCACGCAUUGGGGGUUGCCGGCGAGAAUUACCGGUCACGGGACGACCUGGAACAACUGGGAGGAUAAGACAAUGGGUUUGAGGACAGAUUUAGAACACAUGAGCGGCAAUCCCGUCGUCGUCGUGAGCGACACGGGCGAUGUUUUCUUCUCGUGUGGGCAAGACGAGUUGCUCAAACGAUUCGAAGACAGUGGAGCGGAUAUGCUUGUUAGUGGAGAGACGCAACUGUACCCGGAAGUCAUGAGUUAUUACGAGUUUCGCGACGACAUUGACUGGAUGGAUAAGCACAACAAUAUGGGUGAAAUCGGUCGAGUCGCUGAAGGCGAGCCGUUCCGCGGCGGCAUUCCUGGUGACCCACGCGCAUUCCGUUGGCCCAACGCCGGCUUGAUGAUGGGUCGCAAAGAUGCACUGCUCAAGUAUUUCGACUAUCUCGAAGAUAGUUUUGUCGAGACGGAGAAUCUCUCAGGCGAGCGACGCUUUCGAAGCACGUGCAAGGCGUUUCAGCACACCGAUGCACAAGCAAAGGAGGAGCGUAUGAACGAUGGAUUUUACGACGAUCAGCUUUGUUUGGCCUCGUACGCCAUGUCUCGCAUCGCCGACCGCGAUCCAAAAUUCAAAAUCGACCUCGACGGGUCGAUCCUCCACUCUCCCGGAGCGAUGGAUAUGCGACUGAUGCGCCGAGAUGAAAAAACUGGCCGCGUGUACAACGCCGAGACCGGGAAAUCGCCAUGCGCGUGGCAUUUCAACACCGCCAACGCCAAAACUCAUUUAUCGAUGGCCGUGGAAAAGUUCCCAAACUAUUUCGUCUCCGAGAACGUUGGAAACGAAAUCCUGGGCCGGGAAUUCGAGCCCGCGCUCGGCGCAGUCCCGACGCCGCCGCCGAAGUCCAAAAAGAAAUCGUCCAAAAAGUCGAAGAAGCGAUCCCACGUCGUCGUCGUCGACGACGACGACGACGACCCCUUCGACUUUGACCUCAACCUCGCGUGACUCGCUUAGUUUCAUAGCACCAUUAGUACGAUUCCAAACAAAAGC